AUGCACCUCUCCGCCCACAAUUGGAUGCACCCGGAGCCCCUGGAGAAUACCCUCGCCCGCCUCUCCCGCCACGGCUACCAAAGCAUACAGCUCUCAGGAGAACCACAAAAAUACGAAUCCCUCUCCAAAACCCGCAACCUUCUCGCCCAACACAAAAUUCACUGCCAUGGCACCGUAACCCUCAUGUUCGGCCGAAGACGCAACUUGAUAAGCCCAGAUGCCUCUAUCCGCGCAGAAACAAUCGCAUACACCAAGUCUCUCACCCAACUGGCCGCUGACCUAGGAGGUUCCAUCAUCUGCGUAAUUCCCUCCGGAGUCGGGAUCCGCACACCCUUAUCUUCGCCAGAAGAAGAAUGGUCCUGGGCUAUCACAGGCUUGCGCGAAAUCUGCGCUUUCGCAGCAGAAAGGAACAUACGUGUAGCAAUUGAGCCGCAGAAUCGGUUCGAGACAUACUUUCUGAAUAGAAUCGAUCAGACUUUAGCGUUAGUGGAACAGAUAGGAUCGGGGAAUUGUGGAGUAGCGUUUGAUCCGUUCCAUCUAGCGAUUGAGGAGAAGAAUGUGUAUGAAUCCUUGAGAGCUUGUGGGAGCAAGUUGGUGGAUUUUCAUGUUUCAGAGAACAAUAGGCAAGCACCGGGCGAUGGAUAUUUUGACUGGGGGGAGUUUGUGAGGAUUUUGUGCGAGAUUGGGUAUGGAGGGGCGUUGACAUUUGAGUGCAUGCCAAAGCCGGAUCGCAUUCUUCAUCGGAUCACAAAUCACAUGCAAGGUGUUGAAAGAGAACAGCCGGAGCGGUUGAAGGAAGUAUCAAAGGAGGAAAUUGAGGCGGUCAAAUUCCACGCAGCAGGGGUCAUGACAGACGGCUUCUUUGAGGGACUGGUGGAAAAGACGGCAAACGUUCUUCUGCCAUUGAUCAAUAGUCGAGGGGACUAG
Molecule: messenger RNA, 927 nt
Organism: Lecanosticta acicola
Lineage: Eukaryota; Fungi; Ascomycota; Dothideomycetes; Mycosphaerellales; Mycosphaerellaceae
Source: the annotation of a GenBank genome assembly